Molecule: messenger RNA, 1851 nt
Organism: Gigantopelta aegis
Lineage: Eukaryota; Metazoa; Mollusca; Gastropoda; Neomphalida; Peltospiridae
Product: divergent protein kinase domain 1C-like
Exons: 4
Coding region: 213-1475 (420 amino acids)
Source: RefSeq, a predicted model, not a curated record
AUGUUUUCGUUGUGAUAAAGUGUGUAGUUUUAUUAUUUUCUCUUUCUUUCUUUUUAAUUUAAGGUUAAUUAAUGAAACUUUACAGAAUAACGAUCAGCAUUUACUUGCUAUAAAAUAAUUGCUGUUAAUCUUUGCUGCCCUGAUGUGAUGUCGUAACUGUAGGCACCAGUUGCUGUAAAUAUCUAACUACCUGAAAGAAGAAUUUCUGCUGGAUGCACGUUCGGUGGUUUCGAAAUCCAUGUCUGCGACACAAGGCUUUGAUUUGUUUCUUGGUGUUUGUUUCUCUGACCGCUGCAUGUUUGUAUGUCAUUCACUUCGCCAGGUUGGCAUUGGAUGAAUUAAAAUGUUCGGAAUCGCAGUCCAUCAGUUUACUUCAGGAUUAUUGUCAUCAGUAUCAUCUUGGUCUGAUUGUUGGAGACCUCUGCCCUGCUCUGUGUGAUACAGAUCUAAUUCAGUAUCGCAGAUGUACCAACUACAGAGGUGGGAAACACGUUUUUAUCAUGGACUGCUUGAACAUGUGUAUCCCUGGAAAUAUAACUAAAGCUGUUUUGAAAACUAAAAACCAGGAGGUAUUUGAAGAGGAAGAAUUUUACAUGUACCUCAAACAGUUUUCAAAUCAGAAUGCAUCUGCCGAAAAAGCAUUAACUGCAAUGGUGAAGAACACAUUGAUUGAACUGAACCAAAAAUUAAUUAAAGACGACGACAGCAUUAUUAUUAUGAAAUUCUGGAACUCGGAAUAUAAAACUUAUUUAUCGAAUCCAUCCACUCGCAUAGCAUUUGCUCGAUCCUUGAUGCUGCUGGUCAGUCAGAGUGAAUUCCGGAUGUUAAGGAUGAACCAAAAUAUUCCUUAUUUCCCGAAGAUUUACGGAACUUGCGGACCAAUGUAUCUGGUAGAGUUCUCUCCCCCUGGUGACAUCCUGGAACACGAACUGUCACUGAUGAGCGAGAAGGAAUAUUCUUUUAAGGAGAGAGCUGAGGUCGCCAUUCGAAUCUUGGACAUCAUUUAUAGAAUUGACGUGGACAUGCCUGAACCACUACACCUGUGCGAUGUCAAGGGAGAGAACUUCGGCAUGGGUCGUGAUGGCUUACAGUUGAUUGACGUAGACACCGUGUUUUAUGACAGUGUUCUCAAAUCUUUUGUAGGUGGGCAGAACUGCUCCUCACAUCAAGAUUGUCACUUUUUUGACUGCCGAGGUUUUUGCAGUGAAGAAACAAGAUGCUGUGAAAAUUUCCGUACGAACAAUAAUUUACAGAGUGUGUGUGAAGAUGUAUUUCUAGGAAAGUGGUUCAACACUGUUGGAGGCCUUCUGAAAAAUCCACCCAGUUCUGUAAGGCAGCAACUUAAUUCCAUUCUAGAAUCAUGUGCCUUUUCACAAACAUUGCACGGUCAAGUCCCCUUUCAAAAACCUUCCAAAAAACUGCUUUCGAACUUGUAUGGCCUUCUUCUACAGACUGUUUAUGAACAUGAAGAUUAGAAAGAACGGGUUAACUUUGGAAAGUUCAGGAAUCCCUACCAUCAUCUGAGGCCAGUGGCAGCUCCAGAAAAUCCAUUUAGCGGGUAAGGGGGACUUGGUGACAUGAGAUGGAAUGCCAAGUGAACUUUGGGGGAGGUUUGGAUGGGGACUGUAAAAAAAAAUGAAAAUUAAUAUAUAAUAAAAUUAUAACUAGUGCACAAUUUAUGGGGGGGGGGGGGGGGGGGGCAGGCCCGAAGGCUCCCCCUUGAUCCAUCUCUAGAGGCUAACCAGUGGGUUGGGGUUUGCCAGUGGAUAUAUAUUGUUACGGUUGGAGAAAUAAAUUUCAUUAAAAUAAUAGUUUCAGGGCCGUACCUUCUUGGGGGGGGGGGGGGGCAGU